Messenger RNA from Columba livia (rock pigeon), 2442 nucleotides. RefSeq names its product calpain 1 (gene CAPN1). Gene Ontology annotation, molecular function: calcium-dependent cysteine-type endopeptidase activity; calcium ion binding. The record is from RefSeq and is a predicted model, not a curated record. NCBI's taxonomy places the organism in Eukaryota, Metazoa, Chordata, Aves, Columbiformes, Columbidae. Gene Ontology annotation, biological process: proteolysis. Gene Ontology annotation, cellular component: cytoplasm.
CCUCGUUUUCCCCAGAUGUCCGAUCCCAUCGUGCCCGUGUUCUGCUCCGUUUCGGCGCAGCUGCAGCGGGCGCGCGCGCGGGCGGAGGGAUCCGGGCGGCACGAGGCGGCGCUGCGGUUCCAGGGCCAGGACUACUUGCGGCUGGCGGAGGAGGCGCGGCGCGCGGGGACGCUGUUCCGAGACCCCGCCUUCCCCGCAGGCCCCGCCUCCCUCGGCUUCCGCGAGCUCGGGCCGGCGGGCGCUAAGACCCGGGGCGUCACCUGGAAGCGGCCAACGGAGCUGUGUCCCCACCCCCAGUUCAUCGUGGACGGCGCCACCGCACCCGACGUUUGCCAGGGGGCUCUGGGGGACUGCUGGCUGCUGGCGGCCAUCGCGUCGCUGACGCUGAGCCCGGCGCUGCUGCGCCGCGUGGUGCCCGGCCAGAGCUUCCAGCGCGGCUACGCCGGCAUCUUCCACUUCCAGAUCUGGCAGUUUGGCGAGUGGCUGGACGUGGUGGUGGACGACCUGCUGCCCACGCGGGACGGGCGCCUGCUCUUCGUACACUCGGCCGAGGGCUCCGAGUUCUGGUCGGCGCUGCUGGAAAAGGCCUAUGCCAAGGUCAACGGCUGCUACGAGGCGCUGGCGGGCGGCAGCACGGCCGAGGGCUUCGAGGAUUUCACCGGCGGCGUCACCGAGAGCUUCGACCUGCGCCGCCCGCCGCGCGGGCUCUUCGGCAUCGUGCUGGAGGCGCUGGAGCGCGGCUCGCUGCUCGGCUGCUCCAUCGACAUCACAAGCGCACGGGACAUGGAGGCCGUGACCUUCAGGCAGCUGGUGAAGGGCCACGCGUACUCGGUGACGGGCGCCCGACAGGUCCCGUUCCGCGGGCAGACGCUGCCGCUGGUGCGCGUGCGCAACCCCUGGGGCGAGGUGGAGUGGACGGGGCCCUGGAGCGACAGCUCGGCCGAGUGGGCCGCGGUGGAGCCGGCGCUGCGCCAGCAGCUCCUGGUCAAGAUGGAAGACGGCGAGUUCUGGAUGGCGUUCCCGGAUUUCCUGCGGGAGUUCACGCGCCUGGAGAUCUGCAACCUGACGCCGGACGCGCUGCAGUCGCGCCGGUUCCGCGCCUGGAACACGCAGCUGCUGGAGGGCUCGUGGCGCCGCGGCAGCACCGCCGGCGGCUGCCGCAACUUCCCCGCCACUUUCUGGAUCAACCCGCAGUUCAAGAUCCGGCUGGAGGAGGUGGACGAUGCCGGGGACGGGGACGGUGACGGUGAGCGCGGCUGCAGUUUCCUGCUGGCGCUGAUGCAGAAGCACCGGCGCCGUGAGCGCCGCUACGGCAAGGACAUGGAGACCAUCGGAUUCGCCGUCUACGAGGUCCCUCCUGAGCUGGUGGGGCAGUCGGCGCUGCACCUGAAGCGCAAGUUCUUCCUGGCCAACGCGUCGCGCGCGCGCUCGGAGCAGUUCAUCAACCUGCGCGAGGUGAGCGCGCGCCUGCGCCUGCCGCCCGGCGAGUACCUGGUGGUGCCGUCCACCUACGAGCCCGACCGCGAGGCCGACUUCGUGCUGCGCGUCUUCUCCGAGAAACGGGCCGGCACCGAGGAGAUGGACGACGGGAUCCAGGCGACGCUGCCGGACGAGAAAGUGCUCUCGGAGGGAGAGAUCGACGAGAACUUCAAGCAGCUCUUCAAGCAGCUGGCGGGGCCGGACAUGGAGAUCAGCGUGGCGGAGCUCCAGACCAUCCUCAACCGCAUCAUCGCCAAACAUAAAGACCUGCGCACCAAAGGCUUCAGCACCGAGUCGUGCCGCAGCAUGGUCAACCUCAUGGACAAAGACGGCAACGGCAAACUGGGCCUGGUGGAGUUCAACGUGCUGUGGAACCGCAUCCGCAACUACCUGGCCAUUUUCCGCAAGUUCGACGUGGACAAGUCGGGGAGCAUGAGCGCCUACGAGAUGCGGCUGGCGCUGGAGGCCGCAGGGUACAAGCUGAACAAGAAGCUGCACGAGUUGAUCGUCACGCGCUACGCGGAGCCCGACCUGGCGCUCGACUUCGACAGCUUCGUCUGCUGCCUCGUGCGCCUGGAAACCAUGUUCCGGUUUUUCCAGGCCGUGGAUGUGGAUCAGGACGGGGUCGUCACGUUCGAUCUGCUGCAGUGGCUCCAGUUCACCAUGUUCGCCUGAGCAGCCGCCGGUGCCUUCGCCAACACCCGCCACGCCGGAUUUGUCCCUUUUGUGUUGGUUUUUUGUUGUUUUUUGUAGGUUUUUUCUGCCGGGGGGUCCCGGGUCCCUUUGCGCUUUGCCAAAGAGCCGCCCCCUUCCCCGCGGCCUUUUCGGGGCCAAUUCCCCGUGUUUCCGUGCCUGUCUGCCGCCGCGGGGCGGGGGGCGACGCCUCAGUCAGGGAUCUUGAGCCGCAACCGUGGGCUUUUAAAUCGGAUAAACUAAAAAUAAGUUAAAGUUACUAAAAUCAAA